UAAUAAACACACAUUAAUCCCGCUGUCAGGCUGAGGCGGACUCUUUAUGCGGAUUAUUUACAUCUUUUUCUUCGAGAUUAAAGGUUAACAGCUUCGCUAACUUCAGGCUACGAGCCGCUAGCGUGGAGGAGCCAUGCUGUCCGUGUCCCGGUCAGUCGUCUGUGGGCUGGCUCGUGCCCCCGCUGCUGUCAGCCAGGGGGGGGUCUCUGCCAUCACUCGCUUCAGCAGCACCGCUCAGGCGUCACCUAAGAAAACUAAGUUCGGCCCGCUGGCGGACGAGGACAGGAUUUUCACAAACCUGUACGGACGUCAUGACUGGAGGCUGAAGGGGGCGCUCAGACGGGGCGACUGGUACAAAACCAAGGAGAUCCUGCUGAAGGGAGUGGACUGGAUCCUGAACGAGAUCAAAGUCUCUGGGCUGCGGGGCAGGGGUGGAGCGGGCUUCCCCACCGGCAUGAAGUGGAGCUUCAUGAACAAACCCAGUGAUGGGAGACCCAAGUAUCUGGUGGUGAAUGCAGACGAGGGAGAACCGGGAACGUGCAAGGACCGGGAGAUCAUGCGGAACGACCCGCACAAGCUGGUGGAGGGCUGUCUGAUCGCUGGGAGGGCCAUGGGGGCGCGGGCCGCCUACAUCUACAUCCGAGGAGAGUUCUACAACGAGUCCUCCAACCUGCAGGUGGCCAUCAACGAGGCGUACGCCGCCGGGCUGAUCGGCCAUAACGCCUGCGGCUCUGGCUACGACUUCGACGUGUUUGUGAUGCGCGGUGCUGGAGCGUACAUCUGCGGCGAGGAGACGGCGCUCAUAGAGUCUCUGGAGGGAAAGCAGGGGAAGCCGCGCCUCAAGCCCCCCUUCCCCGCCGAUGUGGGUGUGUUUGGCUGCCCCACGACUGUUGCUAAUGUGGAGACCGUGUCCGUGGCGCCCACCAUCUGCCGCCGGGGGGGCUCUUGGUUCGUAGGCUUUGGCCGAGAGAGGAACUCUGGCACCAAGUUAUUCAACAUAUCCGGUCACGUCAACCACCCGUGCACCGUGGAGGAGGAGAUGUCCAUCCCUCUGAAGGAGCUCAUCGAGAGGCAUGCAGGUGGCGUGCGUGGAGGCUGGGAUAACCUGCUGGCCGUAAUCCCCGGUGGGUCCUCCACUCCCCUCAUCCCCAAGAACGUGUGUGAGGAGGUGCUGAUGGACUUUGACGGGCUCAUCCAGGCUCAGACCGGGCUGGGCACGGCCGCUCUGAUCGUCAUGGACAAAUCCACCGACGUCAUCAGAGCGAUCGCACGUCUGAUUGAAUUCUACAAACACGAGAGCUGUGGCCAGUGCACGCCAUGCAGAGAGGGAGUGGACUGGAUGAAUAAGAUGAUGUGGCGUUUCGUUCGUGGGGACGCUCGGCCCGCAGAGAUCGACAUGAUCUGGGAACUCAGCAAGCAGAUCGAAGGCCACACCAUCUGUGCUCUGGGUGACGGCGCGGCGUGGCCUGUGCAGGGAUUAAUCAGACACUUCAGACCUGUGAUGGAAAGUCGCAUUGCUGAAUUCCAGCAGAAGCAGCAGGCCAGAGCUUAAACAUCCACUGCGAUCCUUUCCCUGCCUCCCUGAUGCUUGUCAUUCUGAAAGUAUUUAAGCAAUAGAUGUCCUGUCUGGUUUCACAUUGGGAAAGCUGCGGUGUUCUAUGAUAAUGCCAAUAAAGU
Oryzias melastigma (Indian medaka) is the source of this 1677-nucleotide messenger RNA. RefSeq names its product NADH:ubiquinone oxidoreductase core subunit V1 (gene ndufv1). Lineage: Eukaryota; Metazoa; Chordata; Actinopteri; Beloniformes; Adrianichthyidae. The record is from RefSeq and is a predicted model, not a curated record. Gene Ontology annotation, molecular function: 4 iron, 4 sulfur cluster binding; NADH dehydrogenase (ubiquinone) activity; NAD binding. The transcript has 11 exons. Gene Ontology annotation, biological process: mitochondrial electron transport, NADH to ubiquinone. Bases 134 to 1552 code for a protein of 472 amino acids.